GAAGUGUCCUCACAGGAUCCAUCUCUCAUGGCAAUGGACCUGUCAAAGAGCUACAAGCCCCUGACCCACAGCCACACUGAAGCCAUUGACCUGGCGAAGAAGCCCGAGUGGUACCACCGACGCCCGCCGAGCUGCAGCGCAGACAUCACCUCCUCGUACAGAUCCAGAGCUUCUUCAUCCUUUAAUUCUCUCUCCACGCAGUCAGGAGCACCCGUCCACUGCAGAGACAUGGAGCAGGGCUCUGAGGCUUUAGGUAACUACAUGAAUUCGACCCUCGCUCCAGGGCUCAAUCUGUACCACGACAGAGUUCACGGCAACCUGUGGCAUCCAGGUUUUUACGAGCCCGACCAGAGCGGCGGCCAAGUUCCAGAAAGCAGUGGUGGAGAGGAGAGCGACAGCGGCUCUGAUGUUAUUUUCCUCGUCUCCUCUGCAAAAGAGCCACUCUUAUGCAGUCCCUUCAUCCAAGAUGGUGUAAGGCACAUUGUGGAGCCUCUGUCCCCGGCUGUGUCCUCACUGGAUGAAGGGAGAGGUUGCUAUCACCUACCUCAGCCUUUGAGUUCACCAAGUCCCGACAGCUCAUACUCAGAAGACUCCUCAGACAGCUCAGUCGACAUUCCUGUUCAUCACACCAGGCCCGUCGUCCUCCUGUCAGACCUCAGUGCCGUCUACGGCAACCCUGCUGAAUCUCCUGUUGAUAAUACUAGUGAUGACAGCGACGUUAUCGAAGUUUCAGUCACGAAUGACAAGAAAAAAAGCCUCAACUUUCCUUACAAGAAAAACAUCUCUUGUAAGAAGAGCUUGGGGAGACAAACUCCACCUCAGAGUGAGGGGGACAAGACUCUACCUAAGGAAGUACGACGUAGCAACAGGAUCAGAAAAUCUUUGUCCGACACGCCACAGUUCACUUAUGGUGUGUCUCGGCACAGUUUAAGGAGACAGGCCAAAAACGACGCAGUGGGUAUUUACAAUGAAAGUUGUGAUUCAGAUGAUAUGAUGGAGUUCGCGGCGAGGUCGUCAAGCCCAGAGGCAGACGACUCGGUGUCACAGCCAAAUGUUUCACAAAGAGUCAGCAGUAAUUCAGACGAGUCUGAUGUGGGAGCUCAGACAGAGAGGAAAUCACCUCCGAGGGCGCCGCAGCCUCACCGCAAAGCUUUGAACGCAAAAUGCUUCAAGCAAAAGAAGCCACUCGCCACUCACAAAACAAAAAAGUUAAGUAGAACAAAACCGACGCAGAAACUCAGAAACUCGCCACCGCAUGACCAAAAGAGCUCAUCCUGCAGGAGCGUGUCAGGAAACAAAAAAACUGUCACCAGACGAAAGAGAAAAAGACGAACUCAGACUGGACCCUCUGCUCUGUUUUCUCCCAGAGAGCCAGAAAUCAUGCUUAAAUAUGCAAAACUCAAAGGAGAGAAAAAGGACAAGAAAUCUGACGGGUUUUAUCCCUUCGUUCACAUGGAGCACAGAAUGUGCACGGUUGUCAACUUUCAAGAAGAUGAGGCGACUGUGCGGAGCAGCCGUGGAGGACAGCAGCGGACAGCCACCAUGUCUCUGUCUGGAUUUGUUCCCAGUACUUCCUGUUUCCAGCUGGGUCGGCUUGGCAUGGAGAGCAGGUGUCAGGCCACACUGUCAUGCAGCCUCUGUGGUCAGACAGCCAACGCCAUGGGGCUCGGGGACCUUCACGGCCCGUACUAUCCCACCAUUUCUUCUCUGGACGGCCAGAGCUGCAGGACUGAGCAGAAAGAGGAAGACUCCCAUGGACUCGCUAAUAGCCUUUCAAUAAACUCCUCAGACAGCGGUUGCGAUGGUCGCAACUGCUCUCCUGCCGUCAGAUGUUCGCUCGACGGGGACAAUGACUCUGUCCCAAAGUUGCCUCUUCAUAUGGAUGAGUGCUGGAUCCACGAGGACUGCGGCAUCUGGUCCGCCAGCGUCUUCCUCGUUAGAGGAAAGCUCUACGGGUUAGAGGAGGCUGCCCGGCUCGCACAGGAAGCAGUUUGUUCAACCUGCCAACAAACAGGUGCAAUAAUGGGCUGUUUCCAGAAGGGCUGUCCCAGAAACUAUCACUACAGAUGUGCCAUUCAGUCAGGCUGCGCCCUCAAUGAAGAGAACUUUUCCAUGAGAUGUACAGAGCACAAGAACAAAGCGUUCUCGAGUGUAACCAGACAUCACAAGAGAUGACGCCAGACACCGGGGCGCCGGAGGUAUGUGAUAGCUGUUGCUCAAACAAGUGUCGUUGUAGAAAGUCGUUUUUACAGCUUCUGUCGAUUGGGUUAUUUUAGGAGGAAUUGAUGGUUUUGAAAUAAAAGGGAAUAUUGAUUAGUUCAUCUAUUCAUGGUGGGCUGCAUCUGACAAAAGCAGUGAGAAACCACUUCUUUAGUCUGUUUAGUUGUUUGGUUUUCACAUAAUUUCCGACAUCAGUGUUUCCCAUUAUUUAUUCUAGAUGGUAGCAGCUCUCCGUAUUCCAAUUCCAAUCCGGCCACUGUUUCACAAUGACACAUCUCGUUAUAAUGUCAGAGAUCUAUAACUUGUUGUGUGCGGUGCAGUUUGCUGGUGCUCGCUCACGCUGUCUCAUUAGCACAUGC
Paralichthys olivaceus (Japanese flounder) is the source of this 2579-nucleotide messenger RNA. Lineage: Eukaryota; Metazoa; Chordata; Actinopteri; Pleuronectiformes; Paralichthyidae. The record is from RefSeq and is a predicted model, not a curated record.